Molecule: messenger RNA, 2525 nt
Organism: Jatropha curcas
Lineage: Eukaryota; Viridiplantae; Streptophyta; Magnoliopsida; Malpighiales; Euphorbiaceae
Product: protein SIEVE ELEMENT OCCLUSION B
Biological process (GO): phloem development
Source: RefSeq, a predicted model, not a curated record
UAGGUUUCAACAACAUAAAGACAUUAUAUAACUUGUUGCUAUUGCUAAUAUAAAUACAUUCAUCAUUCUCAAAUUAUUUCAAUAGAGAGAGAGCAAAAAGUGUACCAAAGAAUGGAACAACAACGACAGCUGCAGGUACCACUUGUUGUUGUAGUAAAAGAUCAUUCAGGCAACAAGAAAAUUUCUCGUGAGUUAGCAGAAUCCCUUCGUUGUCCUCUUAUUGAUGAAAUCGAUUUCACUCAAGCCCUUCAAAAAAUAUCACUUCCAAGUUCAACCAUAACUCAAGCCAUUAAUGAGCCUGAAAGCGAUUUAGCUUUUGAGUUUGUUUCUCAAAUUGUUUUAACCCAUCUCAAGUUGAAGUUGAAUGUUGUCAUUAACUUGUUGCUAUACAAUGAUGCCCGUCUCAAUAAAUUGGUAGAAUUGGAGGAUUCUGAAAACGCACGCUUAAUCUUCAUUCAAAGCAAAACAAAUAAUCGUCAGGAUGAUGAUAGCGAUCGACAUAUUUUAAAGGUAAUCACCGAUGACGAGUCAUUUAAUGCAAAAGAAGUUGUCACCAAAAUGUUUGAUUUAUGUUCCCACCCUAAGAAGGGUAGUCACGAGAAAAUUAUCAAAGAACCAACAAAUGACCAUUUGCACGAAUUGGUCUUAUUUCAAGAACCAAGGUUAAAUAAAAUCCAAUGCAAAAGAUGCUUAGAGCUUGUUUCUGGCCGCUCUUACGAAUGUGUCGAGUGCAAUGAAUACACCUUUCAUAAAUUCUGUGCAGAGGCAUCUCCAAACGUACGGGAUUGUCCUCCUUGGUUGAGGGAAAAGAAGCCUAAGCAUUAUGACUUCCCAAGGACAUAUAAAUGUAAUAAUUGUGAAGAGUUUUUAUAUGGUUGUUGUGAUUGCCUCUUCCAAACCAACCUUGAACUUGGAUUUUUGCCAGCUAUUCUUUAUGAUAUUGAUGAAGCGCAUCAACACUUUUUUAAUCUCAUUAUCAUGCCCUUCAAGUAUAAUUAUCAAUAUAAAUGCAUUAUUUGUGAUGAAGUGGGCAGCUCAGUUGGCUACAAAUGUUAUGAUUGCAACUAUGAUGCUCAUGUCAACUGCAUAUUGCCAAUAGUUGAGAAAACGCAAAUUAAAGCGUACCAAACAAUUUUCGACCUGUUCAAAACUAUCCAUGUUGAUAACAUCGAGGUUCUCAAACAUCUGAUAUAUGCUAAGGAUGAUCAACUACCGCUCUAUGAUGGUGCUGCCAAGAAAAGGUCAAGUUUUGAUGUGCUUCGAAGGAAGCAUGUGUUGCUAUACAUCACAGACCUUGAACUACCCAAAGAUGAGCUUCCAACCCUGAAUGGAAUGUACAAUGAGGCCCGGCAACUUCCAUUAGCGACUGAAAGUAAUUAUGAGGUAGUAUGGUUUCCGGUGGUGGACUGGUCAACGCCAUGGAAUAAUGCACAACAAAAACAAUUUAAAUAUCUCCAAUCAAGGAUGCCAUGGUUUUCAGUCUAUCACCCUUUACUGCUAGACCCUGCAGUUAUCAAAUACAUCAAGCAAGUCUGGUGCUUCAACAAGAAGCCUUUGUUAGUGGUCUUGGAUCCACAAGGCAAAGUAGUGAAUCAUAAUGCUUUGCACAUGAUGCGGAUUUGGGGAAGCUUAGCUUUCCCUUUCACGAGCCUGAGAGAGGAAGCACUCUGGGAAGAAGAAAGCUGGAGUAUUGAGUUAAUGGCAGAUGGCAUUGAUGCUAAUAUCCCUGCAUGGAUACAAGAAGGGAAGUACAUAUGCCUGUAUGGCGGAGAGGACAUCGAAUGGAUCCGCAGAUUCACUACAACAGCAGCUGCAGUUGCCAUAGAAGCAAACAUCCAGUUAGAAAUGCUAUAUGUUGGAAAAAUCAAUCUAAGAGAGAAAGUGAGAAAAAUUAAUACAAUAAUUCAAAUAGAGAAACUUAGCCAUGUAUUAUCAGACCUCGCAUUGAUGCAGUUCUUCUGGUUCAGAUUAGAAAGCAUGUAUUACUCCAAAGUGAAAAAUAACAGAACCGUAGAGAAAGAUUCAAUAAUGCAAGAGAUAAUAACAAUGCUUACCUUUGAUGCAACUGAGCAAGGAUGGGCUGUGGUUAGUAAAGGAUCAGGAGGUAAUGAUCAAAUGGCCAAGGCAAAGGGUUCUCUAAUUUUGAGAAGCUUUGACGAAUUUCGGUCAUGGAAGCAUAUUGCAGAUGAAAGGGGUUUUGUGCCUGCGCUUAUCGAAUACCUGCUUCUACACCAGAACAAACCUCACUGCAACCGGCUGAUUAUGGCUUUCAAUGAAAAUCUUCCUAGACAGCAGUUAUGUGCUGAAUGUGGCCGCCCUAUGGAGAUGUUCAUGAUGUACCGCUGCUGCGAUGAAUAAGGCUACAGCUCCUUUUAACUUAUAGCAGCAUUAUUGUGUUCGCAAUAGGCUACACCCACACAUUUGCAUAUAUAGUUUGAGCUAUGACUGGGAUUAAAUAAUCGAAGCUUAUUGUACUUUGCUAUUGAAUAAUUAAGGUGUUCAAUUAUCUUGUGCUUCUUUUUUUA